Messenger RNA from Mercenaria mercenaria, 2975 nucleotides. RefSeq names its product glutathione S-transferase theta-1-like. Lineage: Eukaryota; Metazoa; Mollusca; Bivalvia; Venerida; Veneridae. The coding region runs from base 117 to 812 and encodes 231 amino acids. Gene Ontology annotation, molecular function: glutathione transferase activity. Gene Ontology annotation, cellular component: cytoplasm. Gene Ontology annotation, biological process: glutathione metabolic process. The record is from RefSeq and is a predicted model, not a curated record. The transcript is spliced from 4 exons.
AGCAUUCGGAACACCCCUCGGAACAAAACUGUAUAAAAGUUUGUGGACGUUUCGCUAAAAACAUUAUAUGCUCUGCUUCAGAAUUUGUAUCAGGAUUAACUAGUUAAUUUAUAACAAUGGUUCUCGAGUUUUACUACGACUUAUUGUCACAGCCGUGCAGGGCUGUAUACUUCUUGCUAAAAUGCUCAGGUGUACAGUUCAAAGGACAGAAAGUGGAACUUUUAAAAGGUGAACACCUUACUCCAGAGUUUUUGAAGAAAAAUCCUUAUCAUAAGGUUCCAGUCAUUUUCGAUGAUGGUUUUGGUCUAUCAGAAAGCAUAGCAAUUAUGAGAUACAUAGCAGUAAAGUACAAACUGGCUGACCAUUGGUUCCCAAGAGCGGACUUGAGGACACAAGCACGUGUAGAGGAGUUCCUGAAUUGGCAAGCAUCAGCUAUCCGGACACCAUGUAUCACAGUUUUCCAAGGAAUGUUGAGAGAUAAAGUAGGUGUUGGAGCUUUUACCAAACAACCAAUGGACGUAGCUAAAGUUAAAGCUGCGAAAGAAGAAAUAACUAGAGCUGUUACUCAUAUUGCAGACUACUUCCUUCAAGAUAAACAGUUUGUAGGAGGGAAUAAGGUGUCUGCAGCUGACAUUCUUGUGGUGUGCGAGUUGUACCAACUGCAUCCGGUUAAUCAGCUUGAUAGUCUGGUAAAAUGUAACCCUAAAGUGAAAGCAUGGAUGGAACGGGUAGAAAAAGCAUUAGGGCCUGAAUGGAAGGCUGUAAAUGCCACAAUUGAUUCUUUCAGAGAGAAAUAUAUGACUGCGAAAUAAAUGACAAUAAAACACAAGUUUCGCAUUGAAUAGAAGUUAGGGUUUAAAAUGCAUUAUACUAUGAGACGAAAAAUAUUUUCUCUCAAAUACCCAUAUAGCGUAGGUACAGUAAAAGCGACUGUAUAUAUUUCGCAAUAAGUUUAAAUAUAGCAGACUAAUAUCUUUUACUAUGUGUUUGAACAAUGUUCUUCACCUUAAUAACAAAAAAAAAAAAAAAUAGAGCAGGUCACUUCAAAAAAGAAUUAAAAGUUUCCCCUGUUAAGAAUUGUAAAAAAGCACACUCGUUAUUUGAAUGAUUCGACUUUAAAAAGUUUUACAGUAUUUUCUAAGUAACAUUUGUAGUACAGUAUUCCUCGAUAUGGCAGUUUUGCAGAAAAUAGUGAUUUCCUUGUAAAACAGAAAUUCAUUUUUACUAUUGUAUGGAGAAAAGUAUUUUGUAAAAUAAAAAAAAUAUUAUAACAGAUAUAUCGGUGUCUAUGGCAGUGUUUUAACGUUUAAACCUUUAGUCUGCUGGCGGCAAGUGAUUCUGCUUUUGCGACCAGUGCAGACCAAGAUCAGCUUGCACAUCCGUGCAGUCUGAUCAUGGUCUGCACUGUUCGGUAUUCAGUCAGUAAAUUUUCAGUAAACACCCCUUCGAAUGAUAAAUGGUAUUGCCCAAAUUGGUUGAUGGACAAGUCCAUUUUAGAAAAUUAGCAGGGUAAAGUUUAAUUGAAAUUGCCGCCUUUAAUAAUCCUUUAUUAGAUAUAAAGUCAGCAAAUACAGAGGUAAUAACCUCUGUCUAAAACGAUACGAUGCAGAUAAGAGAACGAGAAGAUGUAUGAUUUAGGUAAUUUAAAGCAUGCUCAAUCAAACUUGCGAAAUCAAAGACAUCUUGUUCGCUUUUUGCAAAAUUUUACUGUACCUUACGUAAGUUUAAUUUGUAUCUAAUUAAAGAAAAUACUGAAGAUAAUUGCAUAAAGUAAUUGGUUUCAAAAUUAAUUUUUUUAUUGAUACGAUUUAAUACAACACUAAUUUUAAUUGUUAUCAAAGUUACUAAUCUGACUAUAUGUUACGUUAUCAACAUUAUUUCAAAGAAAUAACAUUAACGAUUAGAUUACAUUAAAUCCAGAAACUUGGUUUUGUUCACCCCUCCCGGGCUAUUGGAAGAUGCCAUUUGACUAAGAGCUGCUUCACAAUCUUUAAGCUUCGCCCUGCUGAAUUUCUAAAAUGGACUGGUCUAUCAUUCAAUUUGGGUCGUACCACUUAUCAUUCAAAGGGAUGUUCACUGAAAAUUUACUGACUGAAUUGCGAACAGUGCAGACCAUGAUCAGAUUGCACGGAUGUGCAUGCUGAUCUUGGUCGCAAAGGCAGAUUCACUCGCCGCUAGCAAGCUAAAGGUUGAUAAACACAGGCGUUUUGAGAGUUAAAACUGGAUGCUGUUUUUAACAUAAUAUAGUUAAAAGUAGUGGGAAUCUGCUGUGGAAAAUGCUAUUUGCUUUUUGAGGUAUAAGCUGGAUUUUGCUUUCUCAUUGACUAGAAAUUAUUGUACAUUGAGAGAUUGUAGUUGGGGUUUUCCUGAUUGUUAAAGGAACCAUGUAUUGUGACUAUAUUAUAAUUUUACGUAAACUGUAUUUGAAAAAAAAAGAUAAUUAGCAUAAGAAGUGUUUUGUCUUCUGUUUAUGUGUUUUAUCAAUACGUGCUUAUACCAGCGUAACAAUGUGUAAAGCAAAUGAGAUCAAGCCUAAAAGUAUGAAUGAAGGCAGUGAAAAGUGCAGAGUUGAAAAGGAUCAAGACGGGGUAAAAGAAAACUGGACAGUCUUCAGCUUAUCAUGCACACUUUUGAAAGCAAUUUAUGCAAAGAAGAACUGAGCUCCAUACAUGCUCAGUAAGAGAGCGCAGCGUAUAGCGAAAGUGUAGCUAAAGUUAUGGGGAGCUGAAACGAUGACAUUGGAUUUCAUAAUAAAUACGCAGAUAUUGGAAAAAAUGAAAGGAAAAUAACUGAUAUAAUGAACAGGAAAGCAGAAUUUAUCGGACAGCGUUAUUCCAGGGAGAUACAUAUCUCGAGAAAACUUUAAAUUAUAUGAAAGACUUAUCUCCCAUAUGCAAAUAAAUUGCCUAUGUAACGUAAAUUGUAAGAUCAUUUUUAAUACUGAUAUCACAUUAUUAAAGUUACCUAAACAGCCA